Molecule: messenger RNA, 450 nt
Organism: Pediculus humanus corporis (human body louse)
Lineage: Eukaryota; Metazoa; Arthropoda; Insecta; Psocodea; Pediculidae
Exons: 3
Coding region: 1-450 (149 amino acids)
Source: RefSeq, a predicted model, not a curated record
AUGAAAGAAUCGAAAACGACAACAGCAAAAGAACAGGAAGGUUUAUGCCAAACGGAAUGUCCUCCCGAUGGUAUCGUUUUUGCCAAAAAAGGAAAUGAUUACGUCAUACUACCACCUCCCUGUCCAUCUAAUAAAUGGAAUCAUUUGACGGGACCUGAACCUGGUAGCAUAAUUCACGAGGGUUUGCAUACAAUAACGGGAACGAUUGGAGAUGAUGUAAAAAAAAAAACUUGUAAAAAUUAUUAUCAGGUUUUAGUUAGACGAUGCGCAUCGUUAAAAGCACACGAAAAAGAUACGACCAUUAAAUGUUCUAAAAAUUACGUUUGGGGUUCGAAUUGUACUGUUAUUUGCGGUAAAGAAAAAGAAUCCAUCGGUUCAACACAACUUCAAUGCAUGGAUGAUCUUACUUGGUCAAAUCCAAUGCCUAAAUUGGAAUAUGGAGAGGGAUAA